Messenger RNA from Gloeophyllum trabeum ATCC 11539, 590 nucleotides. RefSeq lists its product as uncharacterized. The annotation marks the transcript as partial. The record is from RefSeq and is a predicted model, not a curated record. NCBI's taxonomy places the organism in Eukaryota, Fungi, Basidiomycota, Agaricomycetes, Gloeophyllales, Gloeophyllaceae. The transcript is spliced from 2 exons.
GGCUUACCGAUACGGAGGUGGAUGAACGAGUACAUCAUUUCACCCGUGUGUUCCUGGAUCUCAGGGAGACGUUGGAAAGCCGUUUAGAGAGGAUGGUGGUCGUUUAUAUAUUGAAGGCUUAUUCAAGCCUCGAGUCGCAGGGGUUAUUUCCAAAAUUGCAGGUUUUCUUUGGUCCUCGAGAUCAGCCGACACUGAAUUCACCUUGUCUUCCUGGGACACGCCAGAACGCCAUCGAUGAUGUUUUGAAAUGGUUCAACAGUGACAAGGACGAGGUUCUAUGGCUUACAGGACCUCUAGGUUCUGGAAAGACCGCGCUGGUGUCUACAAUCGCUUCAGCCGUCCGUUCUUGCGGUCGCCUAGGGGCCAGUGUUAGCUUCGCAUACGGGGAUAAUAUCCACCCGAUUAAGAAAGACACCACAUGGUUCAUCAAUACGCUCACCAUCGAACUUGGCUUAUUCGACUCUCGAGUGGGCACCGCCAUCAUUCAUGCAGUCGAAUCCAAUCCGAACUAUCGCAUGUCCAGCGUUCAUGAUCAAUACGAAAUCCUUGUCAAGGCACCUCUGCGCAAAGUACAGGAGCUGGGGAAGGAA